GUUCCGUUCAAGGCAUACACGAAGCCUGUAUCAGCGAAGCAUGCCGGCAAAGAUGUAACACCCAAAACCCACGAAGUCCUUCUCCAAUCCUCCAAGCAUCCUCGACUCGACUACACCGCAGCUCCUAGCUCUCUCGACCAACAUCUCUCCCACUACAUUGCGGUAUUCGAUCCAGAAGCGAAGAAGCUGGAAGUGACUCCGGCGUAUCACCUCAAUCUCCGCAGUGCAUUACGAUCCGAAGCCAUUGAGGAAGACCAGGACAAACUCAGCUACGCUCGCCAACGUGAAGAACUAGGAAGGGAAUUUGGUACAAAGAAGGCGAAGAAGGCUAUCGCUUCAAAGACGGAGAACGCCAUCACAAAUCCAAACGACACGAAAGGCAAGGGCAAAGUCACGGAUGUACAAUCCGCCAUUCUGGACAACGUUGCAGAUGCUACCAUUGGCAGCACCACGCAAAAGAAUGAGCAAGAUGCAGAUGCCCUGCUCGCGUCGAAACCCAUACCCAAGCCAAAUCUCGCCGCUUCAAGCGUAGAAGAAGUGUACCCCUUGAAGACUCUCAUACCGGCGAACGACCUCCGUCUCGUACCCAUUAAAGACUGGCAAGACAAAGGCCGAGCAAGCGAAGCCGUCGAAUUCAGGCACCGCGUCCCUGCAUCCAAACUCCAACCACUUCUCAAACUUGGCGACACAUCCAAGCUGUCCGCUCUCCGCUACCUCACCCUCCUGCUCGAGUUCCACGAUGCAUGCACAUCCGGUGGACGAGAAUCUGCGAAGAAAGUGCCCAAGCGAGACACCCUCGCGAAGAAGCUCGAAGCCUGGUCACCUGCCUUGGUCGACUCAGUACGGAAGCGAUUCACCAAUGAUUCAGGAAACGAGAUUGCGAAGUGGCAUCUUGACAAGCUGUACACGCACAUCUGCGCGCUGAGUUUGUACAUUGACGACUGGGUGACGGACACGAGCCUGCUAAAGGAUGACUUGAAGCUGGAGACGAAGGCUAUCUCGCAGUACUUCUUGGAGCUGGGUUGCAAGGUUGCGGCUCCGACAGAGGCAGAGAGGACCAGGUUGAAUAUGGGCAAGGCGCAGGCAAAGGUCACGAGGAUGGCGAAGUUGAAGUUGCCGCUGGAGUUCCCGAAGCCCAGGGUAGGGCGGAGG
Molecule: messenger RNA, 1152 nt
Organism: Zymoseptoria tritici IPO323
Lineage: Eukaryota; Fungi; Ascomycota; Dothideomycetes; Mycosphaerellales; Mycosphaerellaceae
Exons: 1
Biological process (GO): RNA polymerase I preinitiation complex assembly; nucleolar large rRNA transcription by RNA polymerase I; transcription elongation by RNA polymerase I
Cellular component (GO): RNA polymerase I complex
Molecular function (GO): DNA binding
Source: RefSeq, a predicted model, not a curated record